AUGGCAGACCUUGAAACUGAACCAAAGUCUGCUGCUGUCGGCAUGGAUCAAGCUAUCACUUACUCCACUUCUGAUGAGGAGGUCCCUCGACCUGCAGGAUGGAUGUACAAGACCCUGAGGAUUGGCAAGCUUACCAGCUGGUAUGCAUCGCCUAGCUUCCAGUUGGGUAUGGUCGCCUUCGUUUGCUUCAUGUGUCCCGGUAUGUUCAAUGCGCUUGGUGGACUCGGAGGAGGUGGUAAGACCACCAACACACUCGCCGAUAACAUGAACACUGCUCUCUACAGUACCUUCGCUGUCGUGGGUUUCUUUGCCGGAACUAUCGUCAACCGUAUUGGUAUUCGUUUCGCGCUUUCCUUCGGUGGUAUUGGUUACUGUAUCUACGCUAUCAGUCUGCUGGUCUCCGAGCAUGCCAGUGUUGGUGGCUUCAACAUUUUCGCCGGUGCCCUGCUGGGUGUCUGCGCCGGUCUGUUGUGGUCGGCUCAAGGUGCCAUCAUGAUGUCUUACCCUCCGGAGGGCCGUAAGGGUCGCUAUUUUGCUUGGUUCUGGAGUAUCUUCAACGUUGGUGCUUGUAUUGGUGCUUUGAUCCCUCUCGGUCAAAACAUUCAUGUCACCGAGAAGAAGAACGUUACUGACGGAACCUACAUCGGCUUUAUCGUGCUCAUGGCUUUCGGCGCCGUCCUGGCCUUGUUCAUUUGUGACGCUGACAAGAUCGUGCGCCCUGAUGGUUCUCGCGUCAUUCUCAUGAAGAGUCCUACCUGGAAGACCGAGUUCAUUGGUCUGUGGGAGACUAUCUACAACCAGCCCUACAUCAUUCUUCUUUUCCCCAUGUUCUGGUCCUCCAACUGGUUCUACACCUACCAGCAGAACAGCAUCAACAGCGCCUACUUUGAUACCCGUACUAAGUCCCUGAACAACUUCCUUUACUGGUUUGCGCAGAUCGUCGCCGCCUCCAUCAUCGGCCCCCUCCUCGAUAUCGAUUCCGUCCGCCGCAGUAUUCGUGCCCGUAUCGCCCUCGGCGUUCUCUUCGUUCUGACCAUGGCCAUCUGGGGUGGUGGUUACGCUUGGCAGAAGGGAUACACCCGUGCUACUAUCAAUGAUUCUAACUUCGUAGCCUGGGACUGGAAUACCUCUGGAUUCGUCGGCCCGAUGUUCCUGUACUUCUUCUACGGAUUCUACGAUGCCGUCUGGCAAGGAACCGUGUACUGGCUCAUGGGCGCCCUGGGCAACUCCGGCCGCAAGCUCGCUAACCUGGCUGGUUUCUACAAGGGUCUUCAGUCUGCCGGUGCCGCUGUUAUGUGGUCCCUGGAUGGAGAGCACAACCUUGCCUACAUGUCCGAGUUUGCCUCCAACUGGGGUCUCCUCUGUGGCUCUCUUCUCUGUGCCGCACCUGUCAUCUUCUUCAAGAUUAAGGAUUCCAUUCCUAUCGAGGAGGACCUGAGGGGUACUGAUGAGACCAUUGAGGAUGUUCUCCCGCCCGGUGCGGCUGAUAAGGCCAUUCACGGUUAA
This is a messenger RNA of Penicillium malachiteum, 1506 nucleotides long. RefSeq lists its product as uncharacterized. Gene Ontology annotation, molecular function: transmembrane transporter activity. Lineage: Eukaryota; Fungi; Ascomycota; Eurotiomycetes; Eurotiales; Aspergillaceae. The coding region runs from base 1 to 1506 and encodes 501 amino acids. The transcript is spliced from 3 exons. Gene Ontology annotation, biological process: transmembrane transport. The record is from RefSeq and is a predicted model, not a curated record.